Salmo salar (Atlantic salmon) is the source of this 1480-nucleotide messenger RNA. RefSeq names its product ORAI calcium release-activated calcium modulator 1b (gene orai1b). Gene Ontology annotation, molecular function: store-operated calcium channel activity. Gene Ontology annotation, cellular component: membrane. Lineage: Eukaryota; Metazoa; Chordata; Actinopteri; Salmoniformes; Salmonidae. Gene Ontology annotation, biological process: store-operated calcium entry. The record is from RefSeq and is a predicted model, not a curated record.
UCUUGGCCGCAUUGUCUCUUUGCAUAUCUCAUAUACCCAAGUGUUGCAUGAGUCGGGAAAAACUUUUUGUCUUGAUCAAAUUACAAUAAAACCGAUAGACUUCACUUUCUUUCGAUCUAUCAUUCGGGUCAGUCGACGUGCGUCUACCAGUUCUGGCAUGUUCUCCCCUAAACCACGAAGACUCAUUCGAGACGUCAGAGAUAACGCUUCCUGGGUGUGAAUCAUCAAAAUCUUCCUUCAUCAAGGGGUCAAGUAAGCUUGGUGACAUUUUGCACAAGUGGCCCUACAUGAAAAACAAUGACAGUAAUCUAAUCAUUGUACGAACUAGAAAGAGUUUUGUGGUAAAUUAGGUAACUACCUUGUUUGUAUGAUCAACUAUAGCAAUAACUCACUUAUUUUACAUAGGCAGACUUGUUCCAACUUUAUUUAUCUUUGCCGCAAUGGUUUAUGGGUAAUCCGGAGUGCAGCCAGCCAUCCAGCUCGAUCGAAACGGCGUUGCUGAAAAAGUGGAAGUUACAAAGGUAAACAGGGACGCUGUCAACACAACACUAGCGAGAAACGAUGGAAUGGACCUCAACCGACAAUUUUUCUACAUCGAUGUCUGUGGACACCGAGGAUGUUACUAUCUAGGCUAGCUAAUGCCAAUUGUUGAACAGCCACAUAGGCUACGAGUCAAACAACAAUUCGCCCGUUCAGUCUAUUCAAUUUCAGCAGUGCAAUGAGUCUGAACGAACAUUCAUUGCAAGCACUGUCGUGGAGGAAGCUUUACUUGAGUCGAGCAAAACUGAAGGCUUCCAGUCGAACGUCUGCUCUACUGUCUGGGUUCGCUAUGGUAGCAAUGGUGGAGGUUCAGUUGGACACAAGCUAUCCAUACCCACCUGGUCUCCUCAUUGCCUUCAGUGCCUGCACCACAGUGUUGGUGGCUGUUCACCUCUUUGCCCUGAUGGUUAGUACCUGCGUCCUGCCUAAAGAGGCAGUCAGUAAUGUUCACAACCUCAACUCGGUGAAGGAGUCUCCACAUGAGAGAAUGCACCACCACAUAGAGCUGGCCUGGGCCUUCUCCACAGUCAUUGGCACCCUGCUCUUCCUAGCUGAGGUGGUGCUCCUCUGCUGGGUCAAAUGUUUACCCAUUAGGCCUAAGAACCACAACCCCAACAAUGGGACCAUAUCUGCAGGUGUGGCUGCUGCCAUCACCUCCACCUCCAUCAUGGUGCCUUUUGGCCUGAUAUUUAUAGUCUUUGCUGUACAUUUCUAUCGUUCCCUUGUCAGCCACAAGACAGACAGGCAGUUCCAGGAGCUGGAGGAGUUAUCCAACCUGACCAGGCUGCAGAAUGAGCUGGACAGUAGAGGGGAGUCCCACUUGCCAUCCCCCGGCUCUCAUUUCCCAUAAAGACUAACCUCUUGUUGAUAAUGUCUAUUUCAAGCCAAUCCUUUGUUGCCAAUAGUUUUAUUUCUAUUAAAGCAUUACAUAAUUUCAAAA